AUGUGUAGAGCUCUUGCUCGGGUGCGUGCACCACCUCCUUCCAUUCUUGGGUUGUUACCACCUCCUUCCUUACUUAGGAUGUUGGUUUCUUUGGCUUUGGGAAGUGUUUUCCCAGUUCUUUCACUCAUCACUAGUCCUGAUGGCGAUAUCUCGAUCUUCAUGGAAGCAGCAGCAGCGAUACUUUGGUGUUUGGUGGUGUUUUUGCUUUUGAUUGCUCUAGCUUUAUGCUAG
Messenger RNA from Prunus armeniaca (apricot), 231 nucleotides. The record is from the annotation of a GenBank genome assembly. Lineage: Eukaryota; Viridiplantae; Streptophyta; Magnoliopsida; Rosales; Rosaceae.